ACUGCUAAGUCCGGCGAGAGUCAGUAACCUGCAUUUUAAAAACUUAAUAUAUUGACCAAACGUAGAAAUUGUUUCACCAAAAAUGACGAUGGACGUAGAUUUAUUAAGACCAGGAACAGUACCAAUAGCACCUGAUACUGUUUUAUGGUUUGAAUUCUUAUUGAAUCCUUCAUUAUUACAAUCUCAUAUUUCAAAACCAUCCCCAGAUCCAUCACCAACAGAUCUUAUGAUCAAAUUUAUGACUAUUAAUGCAGACCAAAACAAUGAAGUAAAAAUUAUAGAAAAUCAAAAUGAUGCAAAUGAAGCAAAAAUUAAUUCAGUCAAUAAGUGGAACUAUAAAAAUCUGGCUUUAAAAAUUUUAUCGCUAAAAUUAGCAGCUUAUUUAAAAUGGGAUCUAGAACUUUUGCAAAAAAAAUUACCACUACAAAUGCAACUAACGUUAUGGCAGGAUCUAUUUUAUAUAACAAUGGAUAAAAUUGUAGAAAUACCAAAUGUGCCUGAAAUACAUCCGAGUAAUGCAUCGGAUAGAGUUUUAUUUACUUUAGUAAUGUACCAUAGAUGGUUGUUACGUGCAAUUGUGUUUAGAGCAUUGAACAAUAAACAACAAAAGUCAUUAGUUCUUAUUAACAAUCAAAUAAUGCAAGAAAACAAUUUUUGGUCACUACCAAUGAUUGAUGAAAUUAUUAGAAAAUUAGAAUCUCAAGCAGGAAAUAGUAUUAAUUUCCUGAAUGGUGUUCUUCAAUUAAAUGACAUCAAGCCUAAAGUACUCUCGUUUGAUACAUUUGAAAUGUUAACAGAAAACAGUACUGAGAUAAAACAAGAUUGGAAGAAUGUGUAUACAAUAACAGAGGAUGAAUUGAAGUGUCAGAUACAUUACGAUCUUGGAGUAUUUCAUAUUCUCAGAGGAGAAUAUCAAAUUGCAAAACAAAACAUUAUUCAGGCCAGAGAUCUGUUUAUAAAAUUAAAUACUUCAUUACCAAUGGUUUACUGUAAUGUGAAAAAGGAUAGAUUAGAUGGUUAUUGUGCUGCUUGUGAAAUACCUAUAGAAGGCGAAAAUCCUAAUUUAACACAGCAGUUGCUGACUUCUAUUAGAGAUCAAUAUACUAAUAUUUUACCAGUUUUACAAGCAGAUAAUAUACAAAGAGAAAUACCACAAGUUUACAGGGACAAUUUGGAGUUAGAUAUUCAAGGUGGAUUAGUUAAUAGAAAAAUAGUUGUCAAUCGAGAUCUUUUAUUGCAAGUUCAAUGCCUUAAUUUGGUACGUAGAAUAGUUGAAAGUGAAACAAUUAUCGGUGACUAUACUACCGAAAUUGAAGCAGCAGGAACAAAAGGAUUAGAAUUUCUUUUUGGGGCACUGGAUGAUGUUCUGAAAAAGGCAUCAUCAGUUGAUAAACAAAGGAUAGCCCGUUAUCUUUUAUACCUUACCUUAGUAGGAGAAAUUGAUGGUGUAGCAAAUAAAAUUUUAAAUGAUGAGAAAUAUUCAAUUUUGUUUAAUGUAGAUGAAUUACAAGAAAUCAAAAAAGCAAUAUCUCCUGAAGAUUUGGAUAUUCCAAAUUUACUAUUAAAUGAUGAUUGGGGCAUUGUUCCAAUGAUAUACACUCAAAAACAAAAGAUAGAUAUAUUUGAACUGGAACAACGUCUUAUCCAUUCGUAUGACCCCUUUGAAAUCCAAAAGAUACUCGUCGAAAUAACGCGAUUAAGUAAUUCAAAUUAUACAAAACCAUUAUGGCCAAUAAACCAUUCAUGGGAAAUACCUAUUCCUUUACAAAGUGUAGUUGCUUCUUUGCCAGAAGGUUUCUUGCAAGAUUAUUCUUACAUAUUAUUGUCAAAAAGCAAAGAACUUGUACUAUCUAAAGAUUUUCCCAGUGCAAAAAUUUUAUUGAGUAUAGUUGAACAUGAAGUGCAGCAUCAGGCGCAAAACUUAUCUGCAAGACCUCUGCUUGGAGGAAUGAAUUUGCUCGAUAAAUUUUUAAAACUACUUAGUUGGGAGGCAUUAUUAACUGAUAUAUGUCACUGCUUACAUGCUUGGCCUGCUAAUAAUAUUUGUGAUACUCAAACAUUGGUGGUUCAGAGCAAACAAUGUUUGGCUACACUUCAAUCAACAACUGAUCAAGUAAUACCAAGACAAGAAAUCAUCGAAUAUUGUACAGUAUUUUUGUUAAAUAUGGCUGAGUGGGAUUAUUUGGCAAACUUGGAAAAACAAUGGAGUUGUUUUGAAUUUGCUGCUGCACUAAGCAAUAUAGCAAAAUAUAAAGGACAAAAGUUCCCAAAAGAAGCUUGGGAUAUGGUGUUAGCUGCUUCUAAACCAAAUCGCGAUAUGCCGCAAAAGCGCAGUAACAGUAAUAGCGGAUCCGGUAAUAAUUCAACAAGGGAUUUUUCAAUAAAUGUUUCUUCUACAUUUAGUCGCCUUAGAGAAAUCAACGUUCUAAAUAUAUCGAUUUCCCUUCUUGCUCGUCUUCAUAACGUUUUGAGAGACGAAGCAAGUUUAGAACUUUAUACUUCUUAUUUGAAUAUGUGGCCUGCUACUGUACCAAAUGCAAAACAGUACAAUAUACGUAUUGUAGGAGAAUAUCUAUUUCAAUUAUUGUCUCAAGCUUUGAAGUAUUAUCCAAAUAAUGUUCCUUGGUUACGAUUAAUGGGAGAUCUUAAUUUUGUGCUACAAUAUUAUGAAAGUGCCAUGAAAUAUUAUUUAGAAGCAAUCAUAGUAGCUACAGAUCUUUUUACCACUCCUGUACGAGGUCUGAUAGAUGAUUUAGUCUACAGAAGAAUGAUCAAAUGCUGUGCUCACUUGCAGUGUAAUACUCAGGCUGUAGUAUUGUGCCAAUUUUUAGACGAAGUAGAUUAUGCGUUAGCUUUCAAAAUGGCAGGAACAGAACAAAAAAAUGCUGUUCCAAAUGAUGCUAUGGAUGCGUAUUACCAUUGUAUUUGGGAUACAACAAUAUUGGAAUACUUGAUAAACUUACACACAAAACGCGGAGAACAUCAUCGGAAACAACUUGCGAUUAAAGUUAUUGGACUUCUGGAAUUAAAUUCUAACAAUAAUGAAGAAAUUCAAAGGGAAGCAGCGAAUACUCGAAAAGCAAAAUUCCUUCGAGCUCUUGCAAAGCAGUAUGUUUACUAGAAUUUUAUACAAUAGUUUUGAUAUUACGUUUUUGUAAAUAUUGUUUUCCUGACUAAUUUAUGAGGUAUAAUCAAGAGUAUGCUACCCCCUCAAUGUAAAUAUAUAUAUAUAUAUAUAUAAUCAUACUACUAUUAUACGUUGAAAAUUUACAUGAUUAAGUAAAGAAUUGAUGUAAAUAUGUAAUUUGUCAUUUUUUAUUUUCCAAUUCAAAUGUAUAAUACUCCAAUAAAUGAAACACUUCUAAAUUGCAAGUUUACACAAAUAGAAACUAUUAGAAUAACUAAAAUAAGAUGCAUUUGUGUCGUUCAAAUUAAUCAUCAUUUUUUAAAGAGUUCGCGCUUUAGUUGGUGUAGAUGGUGUUAAAUUAUACAAAAUGGAAGCACACAUCUGAAGGAGAUUUUUCGAUUAUAAAAGCUCGCUCGCGCGCACACUCACACAUUGAUA
This is a messenger RNA of Phymastichus coffea, 3565 nucleotides long. RefSeq names its product integrator complex subunit 8 (gene IntS8). Gene Ontology annotation, cellular component: integrator complex. The coding region runs from base 83 to 3121 and encodes 1012 amino acids. Lineage: Eukaryota; Metazoa; Arthropoda; Insecta; Hymenoptera; Eulophidae. The record is from RefSeq and is a predicted model, not a curated record. Gene Ontology annotation, biological process: snRNA 3'-end processing. The transcript is spliced from 11 exons.